Molecule: messenger RNA, 720 nt
Organism: Sorghum bicolor (sorghum)
Lineage: Eukaryota; Viridiplantae; Streptophyta; Magnoliopsida; Poales; Poaceae
Exons: 1
Coding region: 45-587 (180 amino acids)
Source: RefSeq, a predicted model, not a curated record
CACCCCUACAAUCUUAGCCGGCCGGCCGGCAGCCCCGCCCAAGAAUGGCGCGCCUCGCCGCCGUGGCCGUGGCCUUGGCCGCCAUCGCCGCGGUGGCCGGCGCCCAGGAGACGUACUACGCGUCCGUGGAGAACCACCUUCCUGCGCUGGGCAUGAAGCUGGCGUGCCAUGCGAUGGGCGGGUUCCUGACGGAGCUCAGCGUGGUGCCGCGCGGGCGCGUGCCCCACGGCAGGGCCGGGCGGCGCGUCGCCGAGAUGCUGGUGGAGCGCGGGAAGCACGGGUGGGUGCGCUGCAACUGGGCGUACGCGGGCAACUACGUCGCCGGGAUCACGGUGCUGGACUCGCGGUGGCCCGAGGCACGGCGGUGCCAGGACCCCGCCGGCCAGGGCCUGUGCCGCGUCGUCUUCGAGAACGACGCCGUCGUCCUCAAGACGCCCGACCGCGGCGUGCGCGUCAUCGGGGACCUCCCCGUCAAGCGCUGCCGCCGGCACUGGAUGCUGUUCAGCACCGGGUGCACGUACCCCGACCACCGCUACCCCUACGCCGGCCGGCGACUCGGGAGCGCCUUCGAGUACUUCGCCGUCUGAUCUCAUUCAUUCAGUGCUCUCUCGGCUAUGCAAGAUAGAUGAGGGGUGCCAACCAUUUGGGGAGUCCAAUUUUGUAGAUUUUAUUUUACAAAGGGCUUCCAAUAAUAUAUACAAUGCAGAUUGCAAACACAUA